Didymodactylos carnosus is the source of this 1488-nucleotide messenger RNA. Lineage: Eukaryota; Metazoa; Rotifera; Eurotatoria; Philodinida; Philodinidae. The record is from the annotation of a GenBank genome assembly.
AAGUGUGGUACGAUCUAAAAAAUUUUACUUUUUCACCAAUAGCAUAAAAUCCCGUUUAUGUUGACGCAAACAGCUUCAGGUGUCGAGAUAGGAGAUGAAGCCGAUAUUUUUAUAUAAUUCCACUCGCCAUAAUAGCGGGAACAGAGUUAAGGAUCGGUUUUGGAAAAUAUUACGCCUUUGUUGCGAAAAUUAAUUUUUUUGAAACCGGUAGCAAAAAACAAGGGAAUUUACUUGUAUUUUGUGCAAAAUACAAGUGAAUUUCACCGCCAAACUACCAUUAUUUUGCCAAACAAAUACUAUAUUUGGAAUCAGCAUCAAAAACCGAAUUUAUUGACAUGUGGAUCAGGACUUCUGGGCAACUUUCAUUUUUUUCGAACGUUUCAACCGAGAUUUUGCAGAAAAUUGAAAGUUGUCCAAAAGACACUCAAUCAUUUUUUCUGCUUUCGCUCACAGACUACUGGUAUCUUUUCAGUUUGAGCCUCUACAGAUAAACUUCCGCUGUUGCAGGUACCAAGCGCAGGAACACCAGAAACAAGUAACGCUUCGACUGACACUCACACUUCACCAAGUGGUGUAACCCCUCCAAGUAGUCAUCCUUCAAGCGACAGUCACACUUCAUCAAGCAGUACAGCACUAUCAGAAGCAACCCACAGUUCGAUCCACACUUCACCAAGUGCCGCAACAUCAGGAAAGAGUCAUCAUUCCACUCGCCCUCGUAGUUCACCAAGUAAUGCAACAGCUACCGAAAGUUACCCAUGGACUGUGAGCGACAGUUCACCAAGUCAUGCAACAUCCAGAGCAAUUCACGCUUCGACCGACACUCACACUUCACGAAGAGGUCCAACCCCUCCAAGUAGUCAUCCUUCAAGCGACAGUCACAUUUCAUCAAGUGCACUAACACUGGCAAUAAAUGAAGUUUCGACUGACACUCCAACUUCAGGCAGUAGCGCAACAUUAGAAGCCACUUACCGUUCGACUCACACUUCCGCAGGUGCUGCAACAUCAGGUGCAAGUAAUGCUUCAAGCGACAGCGACCGUUCACCAGGUAUUGCAACAUCUUCCGCGAGUCACCACUCGACUGACACCAACAGUCCACCAAGUGCCCUAACACUAGACAAAAGUGAUCGAUCCACUCGCCAGCAUAGUUCACCAAGUACUCGAACACUUACCGUGAUGGCCCAUAUAAACAGUAUUGAGCAAUUAGAUCCAACGACAGGAAGCGGAAUUCAUUUCACAACAUCACUUGUAUCAUCGAUUACAAUGAUCCUUUAUAUGACACAGCUAUCUCAAGUAUAUUCUCUUUCUAUCGGACAAUCAAGCAAUGUAAAUCAGUUUCAGGCUUCACUGCAUGAUUCUGACGGUGCGCCACUUACGGACGAAAAUGGUAAAAAUAUUUCACAAAUUUCAUCACUGGGUGAUCGUCCAAUGAUCAGUUCUGGAAUAGCAAUCUAUCUUGUUGGCGCUGUAUCAAUUCAGCUAUUAACGACA